CACAGAUAUUACCUUUUUCUUUCAAAGAAAUCAUAUAUAACUUGGUUUCUAUCUUCUAGAAAUUACGGUAAACUAUUUUUCUCCUGGGAUUUCUACCGCCGUUUAUUGUCGUUGUGACCUUCAAUAAAUUGCCGCCCGCUUGUUCAAGUGUGGUGGCUCCCCGCCGUUCUAUCUAGCCUGCCUACUUGCCUUUCCACGCUGCUGGAUAUAUCCAUCAGAUGGUCUAAUUUUUAUUAGAUACUCUUCUUAGCGACUCAUGGGAGCUCGCUAUUGGUUUUUUCCUGGAUCCUUUGGCCUGAUCCUCUGGCAACCGUGAGCUAAGCAUAGCGCACACCAAUGUCUUCGUUACAGAGGUCUGGCAAGACUGCCCCGCGUCUUGUGCAAGAUAUCCAAGACUACGACCCUGCCUACCCUCCAGGUACAGGCCGCAACCUUCUCUCCGAAGUCCCUCCGGUAUACCCUGAUCGAUACCAGGUACCCCAGAAUUUUAUUUCUCCGGAUUCGUGUCGCCAUCGCUAUAUUACCAAAAAGAACCAGAGCUUGCUGCCCAAACCAGAGCAGUGGAGCACUUCGGGGACCUCCAAAGUAUCGGCAGUGUGUUCUAAGUGCCGGUAUCAUCUGCAAGUUGUCGUAAACCAUACCGGAGCAAUCGGACAGCAGAUUCAAAAAUCUCCAGAUCACGUUCAUCAUUUUGUCUACAAAUCGGGAAGACAAAUAGGCGGUUCAUCGGCCGAGGAAGUGACGUCCAAAGGGCAGGUUGCGGAGACGUUCCACUACGGAUGCUCGUAUCUCACUUGUCCUGCGACGGUGUCGCUACGGGUGGUCUCGCCUGUUCUUUCUCAUGAUGCGGUGCACCUUUUGACGGAUCCCGAGUUAUUGAACAUCCGCGCAAAUGAAGCCAUUGCCACGCAUCCUGAGCGGCUAGAAGGACUCGCCCCGCCGCUCCCCAUAAACGUGCUGCUCAACUUGCGCGCCUAUCUCAGUAACGCCCUAAACAACAGCCAGCAGAGCAAGUCGAUAUCGGCGAUCAACAAAAGGUUCAUGUCAUGUUUUGGCGUUGAAGGAAAGCCUUGUCAAGACCUACUCGAGUUUCUCGGGUUUACUUUCAAUGAUGAGGGCUUUUGGGACCCCCCUCGACCCAACCCAUGGACAGCGAUCCCCUAUCAAGAUCAAUCAAAGAUCUUUCUCGAUGAUGUCAUACAUGAAUUGGCAAUACUAGUAGAUCAGCGGCCAUUGUCGGAGAGAAGGCUUCACCAGACAGACGCUCCUGGUAAUCCAGCAUAUAAUGACCUCCUUCAUGUCCUGGAAGCUUUGGAUUACCCAAGAUCGCUUCGGUCCCAUGAAUUCCAGAUGCCAAACGCACCGCACUACGAGGAUUUAGGGGUUGUUGAGGACAUGUCCUCUCACUUAAUCGUCGAAGCUUUCAAUCGGCAGGUCUCGGUCGAUCCGGGAAGAACCCCCCUAUACUUGAACUGUCUCAAGUCAAUCGGUGGCCUCAGAGGGGGUGACGAUGCAAUAAUCAUAGACCAAGCUGUCCAGGUAGCCUAUGCGGAGGGAAAGUACACUGAUCAGGAUGUUAUCGAUGCAUACAAGUACUUCGGCCUCAACCAAAACGAUAUCAGUCUUACUGAGGACACCAUCGUUGGAAAGUUCUACGCUUUUCUGAGCUCCACCAAUUUGGAUGUCGAACCUCGCCAGCAGUUAUGGAGAAUAGGGGACAGUAGGCGCAGUGAGCGCAUCAAAUCUGCGGCCGAGGAUAGGGUAACUACCGUUGAACAGGCCCAGGCGUUUCUUGGUGUUGAUGAAAAAACACCGGAUGAUUUCAUUAUCACCAUGUAUACUGCUAAGAUCGAUGAUAAUCCAUCGAGCAAAGACCUUGCGCGGCGUGCCGUUGAACUUAUUUCGAAUUCUCGGAAAUCAGACGGUUUAAAACACUUUCUCAAUACCGGCGAGAUGGGUGCUGGGGAGAUGGACAUUGGUGACGCCUACCGUCUUCUUCAAAUCCCUGAUCGCACCGUAGAUGAAGCAGCUAUCAUGGCAGCAUACACAAUCUGUGUGGAUGAAGCUCCAGGGCAAGCCGAUCUAUACAAUCAGGCCCUUAGCAUAAUUGCAAAGGAGAAAAACAGUCCGCUACUAAGCAGUUUGGUUACAGGAUCUGUUCCAGAAUCUGACCGUGAAUUAUCCGAGUGGCCUGUUGGGCUGCAGAAUAUCGGUAACACCUGUUAUCUCAACAGCUUGCUUCAAUUUUAUUUUUCAGUGCGCCCAUUCCGUGAUAUGGUCUUGAAUUUUGACGACUUCAAGAUGGAAAUCAACGACGAUAGCUUGGAAAAAAAGAAGGUGGGGUCUCGCAAAGUACUGAAAAAUGAGGUUGAGAGGUCUCAGAAAUUCCUCAGUGAGCUGCGAAACCUUUUUAGGGAUAUGAUCGCUUCUCCGCGCCCAUAUGUCAUACCUGGACAAGAGCUGGCGCGAUUGACUCUGAUUAGCCCAUCUAAUGAAGCAGCCAUUCGUCGUCGAUCGACGAUAUCAGCAAACAGACCUUCGGAUCUCGGCGAGAUAAACGGUAUGCCGGUUAUGGGACCACUCGGGCCGCCUCAGCCUAUCAUUACAGGCGAAGAGGCUAGGAACCGGAGUGAUAGCACAAUGACUGCAGAAACCGAAAGGCCCAAACAUUCAACAGCAAGUGAUGUGGAUAGCGAAUCGACACUCGUCUCUGAUGGUGCAAAGAAUGAGGCAUCCGUUCAUCACGCCGACGAUAAAGAAAACGAGCCUCCACCAUCUGACGCUGUCAUGACAGAUCCAAGCGAGAACGUACCAUCUGAAGCUGACAAUAACAUCUCUCCUUCCAAGCAGCCAGAGCCAAUGGGACCAUUAUUACCACCUAACCAACCUCCACCAGUGCCUCCGAGACCUUCUCCGUCAGUCGAUCGACAAAAACAGCUUAUCGAGGAGGUGGAGAUCGGGGCCCAGCAGGAUGUUACGGAAGUUAUCAACAAUGUUCUUUUCCAGAGCCAAUGCGCGAUUAAACCCAUUGGGCUUGGGUCAGAUGGAGAACAGAUUGAUCAAAUUAAAGACUUGUUCUACGGCCGCUCCAAGUCCUACAUCUCCGCUGACAAAGGCGUACGGUCCAAGGAAGAGUGGUGGUGUGAUAUCAAAGUUGAUGUGGCCACCGGGUCUCGCGACAUCUACACAGCGAUCGACGGUGCCUUCGACGUCCAGAAAGUCAAUGUUGAAAACUCAGUGGCUGAGCAGUUCGGCUCUAUUAGCAAGCUUCCCCCAAUUUUGCAGAUCCAAGUUCAGCGCGUGCAGUUCGAUCCGGUGAAGAAGAGCUCCUUUAAGUCGACCCACCAUCUUGAGUUAUUGGAAACCAUCUAUCUUGAUAGGUACAUGGACACUCAGCAGCCCGAGAUUAUGAACCGACGACGAAAGUGCUGGGAAUGGAAAAACUCGCUGAAAGAGCUCGAAGACCGGCGAGCCGAGUUGCUGCGCAAGAAGGAGACCGAUGGCCUUGAUAUGGAAAAUGUAUUCGGCAGCGCCAAAGACGUACUCGAGGAUCUGAACGCUAUGAAAGAAGAUCCCGAGGCAGCGCAGGAUGCUUUUGAUAUUGACCCACAGCUUAUUUCUGAGCUCGACAAGCUUUCGCAGAUAUCGAAAUCAGAAUUGGCUUUCAUCGAUAAAAACAUCAAAGACACACAGACAAUGAUCUCUAGUCAAUUCGUCGACUACAAGCAUCUUCCUUACCGCUUGUAUGCCGUUUUUGUCCACCAUGGAUCGGUUGAGUUUGGUCACUACUACAUCUACAUUUUUGACUUCAACAAGAAUGUUUGGCGCAAGUAUAACGAUAAUGAAGUGACUGAAGUACAUGACCUCGAUGAGAUUUUUGAGAACAAAAAUCGCCCGAACCCUCCUACACCAUAUUUCCUGGUAUAUGUCAACGCUGGAAUGAAGGACCGCCUGGUGAACCCUGUCUGCCGGGAGAUCUACGAUGCCCCACCGGACCCUCCUCCUCGUCCAAACACGGAUCCGGCCACCCCCAUGGAAGGAGUCACUGCUGCAACAACUACGCCAACGACAACAACAGCAACGGCAGAGGACGUGGAUAUGGAACAUCCACCCUCGUAUGAUGAAGCAUGGGCCGACAAACAUGGCGAACCAGGUACGGGAGACAAUCUCAACCCGACCAAGAAGAAGAGCGCCGAGACCGGAGGCAGUGAUCUAGCUGCAGGAUGGCCAUCAAGCAAUGAAACUAACUUGCACGACGUGGCAUGGUAGGCUCCGCGAAAAGCUCGCCGACGGUGACUUCAACGGCAAAUCCACUGAAACGCAAGUCGGCAGAUGAUGUGACAGAUGUCAGUCAC
This is a messenger RNA of Aspergillus wentii DTO 134E9, 4355 nucleotides long. Its product is annotated as ubiquitin-specific protease UBP2. The transcript has 11 exons. The coding region runs from base 337 to 4269 and encodes 1310 amino acids. Gene Ontology annotation, biological process: protein deubiquitination; regulation of proteasomal protein catabolic process; proteasome-mediated ubiquitin-dependent protein catabolic process. The record is from RefSeq and is a predicted model, not a curated record. Gene Ontology annotation, molecular function: proteasome binding; cysteine-type deubiquitinase activity. NCBI's taxonomy places the organism in Eukaryota, Fungi, Ascomycota, Eurotiomycetes, Eurotiales, Aspergillaceae.